This is a messenger RNA of Salpingoeca rosetta, 621 nucleotides long. RefSeq lists its product as uncharacterized. Gene Ontology annotation, molecular function: ATPase-coupled transmembrane transporter activity; ATP hydrolysis activity; ATP binding. Gene Ontology annotation, biological process: transmembrane transport. NCBI's taxonomy places the organism in Eukaryota, Choanoflagellata, Craspedida, Salpingoecidae. The coding region runs from base 1 to 621 and encodes 206 amino acids. The record is from RefSeq and is a predicted model, not a curated record. The transcript is spliced from 4 exons.
AUGAAGGACGUCUCUGUGGAGAUUCCGCAAGGAAAGAGCCUUGGCCUUGUUGGGCACACGGGCUGUGGCAAGAGCACCAUGAUCAAGCUCAUUCUCAAGGAGUAUGGCAUUGAGCCUGGUGAGGGCGACCUCACCCUCGGCGGUAUCAACAUCAGGGACACAGGCAGAGUCAGACACACAGACAGACACACAGACACAUAUGCUCACGUCUCGACCACACUGCAUGCCCCCCCCCCCAAUCAGGUUGGCCUGCACGAGUUCCUUGAGAUGGGCGAGAAGGACAUGGUGAUGCUUGAGAAGAAGGCUGGCGACACAUCUGGCGGACAGCAGCAGCGCAUUGGUAUUGUCCGCGCCCUCCUCAGCCAGCCAAAGCUCAUGGUCCUCGACGAAAUCACAAGUGCGCUUGAUGGGUCGACGGAGGCUGCGGUGAUGCACCUGAUCCGCCAGCACGCCCGCGAGAACAACGCCACCACCAUCAUCAUCGCCCAUCGCUACGCCACCAUCGAGCACUGCGACGAAAUCCUCGUCAUCGAAGAAGGCGCUGUUGUUGAGCGCGGCACAUAUGACGAGCUCAAGUCUGACCCGCACGGCAAAUUCUACGCUCUGCUCAACACGGAGUAA